AUGUCAUCUGGUAACAAUUCCAACAUUGCCGCAAAGACAAGUCGCAAUGUGCUACCCGAAGGUAUUUACCCCUCUGAGUACUGGCUCCAUAUCGUUCCCAACUUCGAUGACUUUACCUUUAAGGGUAGCGUCAAGAUCCACGUGCACGCCACAGAGGAUGUGUCCACCAUCAAGCUCAACGCGGUGGACCUCACCUUUGUCAAGGUGACCUUUCAAAAAGUGCAACCAGAGGGUGGUGCAGAGCAACAGAUCCAGGUUGACAAUAUAUCUAUGGAUGAGCAGAAUGGGGUGGCGACCAUUCCCCUCGACGUGGCUGCGCUGCGUGCCGGCGAGGUCGCCUACCUUUCUAUUCAUUACACCGGCGAGAUCAGCGAUAAGCUGGUGGGAUUCUACCGCAGCAAGUACAAGGCCGCGGAUGGUCGUGACGUGUACCUGGGGACGACGCAGUUCGAGGCUGUUGACGCGCGACGCGCCUUCCCGUGCUGGGAUGAGCCCGCCCACAAGGCGGUGUUUCACAUCACCAUCACCGCGCCGUCGCACAUGGUGUGCCUCUCAAACAUGCACGAGCUCAGUCGUGAACCUGUUUCUGGUGAAGGGAUUCAGGUGCCCACCACAACGUACACCUUCGCGCCGACCCCUAAGAUGUCGACCUAUCUCGUCGCGUGGACAAUAGGCGAGUUGGAUUCGAUCCACACCACAGUGCGUCUGCCAAUGACACCCGAGCAGGAAACUAUCGUGUCAGUGUACAUGCCAAUGAGCAAGUCCGCACAAGCGCAGUUCGCGCUAGACGUUUCCGUGCGCGUGCUGCAUUUCUACGAAACCUUUUUCAACCAAGGCUACCUUUUGAAAAAGAUGGAUCUUGUCGCGAUUCCUGAUUUCGCGGCGGGGGCGAUGGAAAACUGGGGUCUCAUCACGUAUCGCGAGUCAGCCCUGCUCUGCGACGAGCAUUCCAGCUCAGAACAUCGGCAACGGGUAGCUAUCGUCGUUUGCCACGAAAUCGCCCACCAGUGGUUUGGUAACCUGGUUACGAUGGAGUGGUGGAAUGAGCUUUGGCUGAACGAGGCUUUUGCCACUUUCAUGCAGUAUAUGGCGGUUAACAAACUUUUCCCGGAGUGGAACAUAUUCACGCAGUUUGUUCAGACAGAUAGUAGCUCUGCGAUGAAGCUCGAUGCGAUGCAGAGUUCGCAUCCUGUCGAAGUGGAAGUGAACAACGCCCAGGAGAUUGAUGAUAUUUUUGACGUCAUCAGUUACUCCAAGGGUGGAAGUAUCGUACGGAUGAUUAUUGAUUACAUCGGUGAAGAUGCGUUUCAGCGUGGUAUUUCCUCCUAUAUUCGCCAUUUUAAGUAUGGCAACGCGCACACAGUAGAUCUGUGGAGGUUUCUUGGUGAGGGGGCCGGCAUGAACUUGGCUCCAAUCAUGGAAUUUUGGACUGGCAGGCAGGGGUUUCCCUACCUAAGCGUAAAGAAGCUUGAUGGCAACACGACUGCAGAUGGCUCCAUCAUGACCCUCGAAAUCGUCCAAAAUCGCUUUUGGACAACAGGAACAGCUGCGACGGAAGAGAACGACACCAUUUGGAAGGUUCCAUUGCUUAUUCGUACUCCCGACGAGCCUAAAGAAAAGCAAGUGCUCAUCGACCAGCGUUCCGCGCGAAUAACCGUUAAGACCUCCAGUUGGAUUAAGGCUAACAGCCGCCAAACAUGCUUCUGUCGUGUGCUAUACGAUGAGACACUCUUGGACGCUCUGAAGCCUGCACUACUGAAUAAAACAUUGCCAGGGAUUGAUCGUCUAGGCAUCGUGAUGGACUACCAUGCAUUCGCACGUGGUGGCUAUGUCCCAUCAGCCUUGGUAGUGGAACUUGUAAAGGGAUUCGCCGAGCAUGAGGAUGAGUACGCGGUGUGGUCAGCUAUCGCGGAGUUUGAGGGAAGUGUGCGCCAAAUUCUUUCCACUCGUGGUACGUUGGCUUUGGAAAAGCUUGAUAAAUACUGCCACUCCCUCUAUAUCCAUGCCAUGCAACGCGUGGGCUACACUCCACAAGAAGAUGAGGCGCAAAACAUUGCUCAGCUUCGCUCCUUGCUCUUCACACGGCUUGUCGUCGCUAAGGAGCCGAAAACUCUGGAAGUUGCACGCCAAAUUUACGUAAACUGCGAAAAGGUGCCCAUUCCAGCUGACCUUCACGGAGCCGUGUAUACAGUGCAUGUCAGAGAAGGCGGUUUGGCAGCACUAGACGAAGUCAAGGGCUUGAUUGCUAACUCAACGGACGCCGUGGAACGGGGUCGAUAUUUAGCGUGUCUCUCAGCCGACUGCCCUAAUUCCAUUUCUGUUUCGGAACUCUUCGACUACUGCUUUUCGGAUAAAGUCAAAGUCCAGGACUCAAUAUAUGUGCUUGCAGGUAUCAUGCGCAAGAGCUACUUGGUAAAUGACUAUGCUCGAGAAAUUAUGAAAAGGUGGGAUCUCAUAAUCAAGACGCUUCCAGGAAUGAUGGUAGGACGGUGCGUCAGUCUAGUGGGGGCUGGUGCAGAUCACAGCGUUGCAGCUGAGCUCAAAACAUUUUGGGAAACCCGUGUAAGUGAAAGAGAUCAACAGAUUCUGGGUCGUAGCUUCCAUAAAGGACUCGAAGCGUUGGUUGAUAACGCCAACUGGGCUGAUAAAGAAGCAGAUGCAAUUGUGCAAUCACUCUGA
Molecule: messenger RNA, 2679 nt
Organism: Phytomonas sp. EM1
Lineage: Eukaryota; Euglenozoa; Kinetoplastea; Trypanosomatida; Trypanosomatidae
Source: the annotation of a GenBank genome assembly